AGACAUCACAUCCGGGUCUGAGGUGGGAAAUAUCACAAAUCCGAGGCAGCAAUCUUGAACGCGGUAAUGGACCAAAUAGGCAGAAAACGCAAUGGCGUCAUGAAUAUGUCAAUUAGCGUAUAACUUAAUACUUUUCACGCAGUUUUCAGCAAAAUUAUAAAUAAAUCACGCUCGCCACUUUUAUUUUAAUUACUUAGCAUGACAAAAUUGGCGAGAACUAGCAUGAAACCAAGUAGCUAAAACCGAGCGGGCCUCAGGAACCGAACGCUCAGAACACAAAAGAAGAUAUUUUGAAGAAUGUUCUUUUUCGAAGCUUGAUGGUCUCGUACCCAUUCACUGUCGUUGUAUAGAAAAGAAGAACCAGGGCAUCUGCUCGACAGAAGAUCAACAGGUGUGGAAUGACAUGAGGAGGUCAUAAAGGCAGACACGCUCUCCUGACCACUUUCAUUGUUAAUAGCACCCUGAGGUCUGCUUUGGCUCCACUGAACGGUGAAGUCUGGAUGUACAGACCCAAGCUUCUCAUCUUCUCUGGUCUGAUGAAGCCGGCCGUGGACAUGACUCAGACAUGCAUGAGAUUCGCAGUAUUCAUGAGCGAGAUUCAUCAUCCGCCGAGUAACGCAGAAAUUCAACUGCCGACAGAGAGCUCACCUGCUGCGAUGGGCCAGCAACGUCUCGCUCAUUCAAAGACUGAUUUUCUCCGAGAUGAAAUGUUCACUCACACAGAACGAAAGUCUUAUUACAGGUCAUGGAGGGUUUGAAGAGCAAGACACGGAUCUUUUUCUCUGCGACACAAACACGUGCAAGUUCGACGGAGAGUGUCUGCGAAUCGGGGACACGGUGACUUGCAUCUGCGAUUUUAAGUGCAGUGGUGACUAUGCGCCGAUGUGCGGUUCAAACGGAGAGAGCUAUGAGAACCACUGUCUACUCCGGAAAGAAGCCUGUAAGCUCCAGACGGAGGUGCUGGUGGUGUCGGAGGGUGCCUGUCCUGUCGAUGCUGGCUCUGGAUCAGGGGACGAUGUUAAUGAGGGUUCUGCAGAGAUCAGUCAGAAGGAGACGUCAACAUGCGACAUUUGUCAGUUCGGUGCAGAGUGUGAUGAGGAUUCGGAGGAUGUGUGGUGUGUGUGCAACAUCGAUUGCUCCCACAUCAGUUUUAAUCCAGUUUGCGCAUCAGACGGCCGUUCCUAUGACAACCCUUGCCAGGUGAAAGAGGUGUCGUGUCAGAAGCAGGAGAGGAUUGAGGUCAAAUACCUCGGCCAUUGUAAGGAGGAGAAAGACCAGGUGAGCGAGGUACCGUGGGGCCUUUACAUCCCGUGUCCGGAACGAUAUAAGAACUACUGCGUCCACGGAGAGUGCGAGUAUCCUAGCAACCUCUCGCCCCCCACCUGCAGUUGUCAUUCUGGCUUCAUCGGGCCACAGUGCGACACAAAGGACUACAAUGUGAUGUACGUGGUUCCCGGGUCUGGAAAGCUCCGUUACGUUCUGAUCGCGUCCAUCAUCGGAGCUCUACAGGUGGCCAUCAUCUGCCUGGUUGUGCUCUGCAUCACACGAAGGUGUCCACGUGGGAAUCGGACGGGACGUCAGAAGCAAAGUGUUCCACACUUCAACUCUGAAAACACCCUGCGGGCCUCCACGAGACUCAUCUGAUGAACCCUCAAACCUGGAGUGACAUGUGCUAAAGACAGCAGAGGAAGGCCCCAGGGGAUUAUGGGAACACAGCCCCUUCAGACCGGUGACGCUGGAUGUAUAAGAAGCGAGACACGUCUUAUUGUUUCCUUUAGGGAAUAAACCGGGGACGGGCCUCAUGAGCUUUGGUUUCUCCAUCCAGCGAGGGGAUGUCAGGAACACUCCCAUCCCGGGGAUUUAAACAAUCGAGAAGAGUGGAGAGUGGACGGACGGAUUUUUUAAUUGUUGGAGGUGUGCCACAUGUUGCCUUGUAUUUGUUGUCUAUGACACCAUAAAAGAAAAGAGCCGUCCAGGCUGUCUUUGGUUAUGUAUUAUAUAUUUCAAAUAGGUUCAUAUUCUUGUGACGGUU
Molecule: messenger RNA, 2032 nt
Organism: Triplophysa dalaica
Lineage: Eukaryota; Metazoa; Chordata; Actinopteri; Cypriniformes; Nemacheilidae
Gene: tmeff2b
Product: transmembrane protein with EGF-like and two follistatin-like domains 2b
Exons: 12
Coding region: 703-1644 (313 amino acids)
Molecular function (GO): protein binding
Source: RefSeq, a predicted model, not a curated record